AUGCAGCCGGGAAAGCAGCAGUCGGCUGCGGCCCGCAGACGUGCCACGUGGCAAGUGGGGCGAUUCGGCUGCAGAGGCGGCCGGUGGGUGCGGUGGGCGACGCUUCUGCUAAUCCCCGUGGCAUAUCUUCUGACUCUCCGCAUCUACCUCCGCCUGCACCCGGGCGACGCGACCAGCCACGUCAGCGGCGCGGGCCACCACAUGUCGCUGCUGCAUCUGCGCCUCAAUCCCCGCGGAAUGCGCGCGCUCAUCCGCGGCCAGGCGGCGGACGUGGGCAGGGGGAACGGGACGGCGGCGGGAGCGGGUGGUAGUGGGGGAAAGGCGGCGUUGGAUGCGCUGAUGGCGGAAGGCGGCGCGGCGGUGAAGGGAAAGGCGGGGGGCGCAAUGGGCGCUCAGAGCGCAAUGGCGCAGCUGGUGGCGGGGGAGGGGGAAGGGAAUCGGACUGGCGCAGGAGGAGGGGGCGGGGGGAGCGGGGGAGAGGAGUUGCGGAUGUGGCGGAGAGAGUGGCUAAAGGAGGGGCGCGCGCGGCGCAGGGGAGCGGAUGCCAUGCGGAGGAGGGGCGAAGGGGGACAGCAAUGGCGGGGAUAUGGCCCCGAAAAUAAGACAGGGGGGUCAUCCGCCCUUUCCCCACUCCCUCCCUCUUCCAACCCCCCCCCACCCCCCCAACCCCACCCCUGGCACCCCUCCACCCUCCCCCUCAUGGCUUCCCGCACCAACUCCCCCCUCUCGCUGUGCCUUCCCCUCUCGCUGUGCCUUCCCCUCUCGCUGUGCCUUCCCCUCUCGCUGUGCCUUCCCCUCUCGCUGUGCCUUCCCCUCUCGCUGUGCCUUCCCCUCUCGCUGUGCCUUCCCCUCUCGCUGUGCCUUCCCCUCUCGCUGUGCCUUCCCCUCUCGCUGUGCCUUCCCCUCUCGCUGUGCCUUCCCCUCUCGCUGUGCCUUCCCCUCUCGCUGUGCCUUCCCCUCUCGCUGUGCCUUCCCCUCUCGCUGUGCCUUCCCCUCUCGCUGUGCCUUCCCCUCUCGCUGUGCCUUCCCCUCUCGCUGUGCCUUCCCCUCUCGCUGUGCCUUCCCCUCUCGCUGUGCCUUCCCCUCUCGCUGUGCCUUCCCCUCUCGCUGUGCCUUCCCCUCCCCCACUGGCCAUCUGCCUGCCCCCUCCACGAGUGGCCAUCUCCCCCUCCACGAGUGGCCAUCUGUCUGGUGGGGGGAGCGCGCGAGUUCCACCUGACAGCGCCCACGCUGCAGCGCCACCUGCUGCCCGCCUACCCCUCCGCGCACGUCUUCCUGCUCGCCCCUCUCGACCACUCCGCCCACCGCCUCUCCCUCCUCGCCUGGCCCCACCUCAGCGCCGCGCGCUUGGGGGAACUGGGGGGGAGCGCGGGGGGGGCGGGGGAAGGGGUGGGGGAAGGGGGUGGGUGGCGAGGUGGAGAUUUUCCGGGGUACUCCCUCGUGCAGGUGAGCGUGCUGCCAGACGUGCCGGUGAAUGAGACAAAAAUCACCGACCGGCUGCUGGAGGUGGUGGAGGGCAGCGAGGCGCAGACGCGGCAGGGGUUGAUGCAGCAGUUUAAAGCCGUAGAACUCUGCGUUACCGCCAUCACGCGUUACGAGAAAACCCACGCGAUCCGAUACGAUUGGAUUCUGCGGACGCGCGUGGACGGGUACUGGAUGGGGCCGCCGCCGCCCCUGUCGGUGCUGGAUCCGAUUGCGUACACGAUUCCGGGCGGCAGCGACUGGGGCGGGCUGAACGACCGGCUGGGGAUGGGAGGCAGGAAGGCGAGCUGGAAGGCGCUGAGACGGCUGAGCGUGCUGCGGCCGCUGGUUGAGCGCGGAGGGUACUCGGAACUGAACGCGGAACGGGUGUAUCUGGCUCAAAUGGCGUUCCUGCAAGUGCAGGUGAGAUGGGAAUGCGGGUGGAAGGCUGUGAGGUGA
Molecule: messenger RNA, 1920 nt
Organism: Closterium sp. NIES-65
Lineage: Eukaryota; Viridiplantae; Streptophyta; Zygnematophyceae; Desmidiales; Closteriaceae
Source: the annotation of a GenBank genome assembly